This is a messenger RNA of Phyllostomus discolor (pale spear-nosed bat), 5022 nucleotides long. It is a transcript of the gene SEPTIN11, whose product is annotated as septin 11. Gene Ontology annotation, cellular component: septin complex; cell division site; septin ring. Lineage: Eukaryota; Metazoa; Chordata; Mammalia; Chiroptera; Phyllostomidae. Gene Ontology annotation, molecular function: GTP binding; molecular adaptor activity; GTPase activity. The transcript has 10 exons. The record is from RefSeq and is a predicted model, not a curated record. Bases 159 to 1448 code for a protein of 429 amino acids. Gene Ontology annotation, biological process: cytoskeleton-dependent cytokinesis.
GGCGUGGGGGGAGCAGAUGCCGCCGGCAGCGCGCGGGAUCCGGGCGCCAGCAGAGCGCAGCCGCGAACGAGGCGCGGGGGAGGCGAGCGGGAGCCGGGGCAGCAGUCAGUGUUGGCGGAGAGCACCCGGGCGCAGUCGGAGCCAGAGAAGCAGCUGCGAUGGCCGUGGCCGUGGGGAGACCGUCUAAUGAAGAGCUUCGAAACUUGUCCCUUUCUGGCCAUGUUGGAUUUGACAGUCUUCCCGACCAGCUGGUCAACAAAUCUACUUCUCAAGGGUUCUGCUUCAACAUCCUGUGUGUCGGUGAGACGGGCAUCGGCAAGUCCACGCUAAUGGACACUUUAUUCAACACCAAAUUUGAAAGUGACCCAGCUACUCACAAUGAACCAGGAGUCCGGUUAAAAGCCAGAAGUUAUGAGCUUCAGGAAAGCAAUGUCCGGCUGAAAUUAACCAUUGUGGACACUGUGGGAUUUGGAGACCAGAUAAAUAAGGAUGACAGCUAUAAGCCAAUAGUGGAAUACAUUGAUGCCCAGUUUGAGGCCUACUUGCAAGAAGAACUGAAGAUCAAACGCUCUCUGUUCAACUACCACGACACCAGGAUCCACGCUUGCCUCUACUUCAUUGCCCCUACUGGACAUUCGCUGAAGUCCCUGGACCUGGUCACCAUGAAGAAGCUGGACAGUAAGGUGAACAUCAUUCCAAUAAUUGCAAAAGCUGACACCAUCGCCAAGAAUGAAUUGCACAAAUUCAAGAGUAAGAUCAUGAGCGAGCUGGUCAGCAAUGGAGUCCAGAUAUAUCAGUUCCCCACAGAUGAAGAAACCGUGGCUGAGAUUAAUGCAACCAUGAGUGUGCACCUGCCAUUCGCAGUGGUCGGCAGCACUGAAGAGGUCAAGAUCGGCAACAAGAUGGCCAAGGCCCGGCAGUACCCGUGGGGUGUGGUGCAGGUUGAGAAUGAAAAUCAUUGUGAUUUUGUGAAACUUCGGGAGAUGCUGAUCCGCGUGAACAUGGAAGAUUUGCGGGAACAGACCCACACUCGCCAUUAUGAAUUGUAUCGGCGCUGUAAGCUCGAGGAGAUGGGGUUCAAGGACACUGACCCUGACAGCAAGCCCUUCAGCCUUCAGGAGACAUACGAAGCAAAAAGGAAUGAAUUUCUGGGAGAACUUCAGAAGAAAGAAGAAGAAAUGAGACAAAUGUUUGUUAUGAGAGUGAAGGAAAAAGAAGCUGAACUUAAAGAGGCAGAGAAAGAGCUCCACGAGAAGUUUGACCUCCUAAAGCGGACACACCAAGAAGAGAAGAAGAAAGUGGAAGACAAGAAGAAGGAGCUGGAGGAGGAGGUGAACAACUUCCAGAAGAAGAAAGCAGCCGCUCAGUUGCUACAGACCCAGGCCCAGCAGUCUGGGGCCCAGCAAACCAAGAAAGACAAGGAUAAGAAAAAUGCAAGCUUCACAUAAAGCCUGGCAAGCCAAGGAUGGUCCCGCAUUCACCUGCUUUUGCAGUAAUAUUGUAUCUCUGCCAUCUGUGUCCUUUUUUAUUUUUAUUUUUUAUUUUUACCUUUCCCCAGACACCAAUAACAAGGGAAUAACAGCAAAAGCUCUAUGCAGCUGAACUUUGUUUCUGGGAAGGAAAUGAUUUGCCUUUCAUGCCUGUUCUGAGUGGCAACAGGAAGCAUGCCUGUUACUUGUGUGUUGCUUUGGACUGAGGGAAGGAGGGUAAAUUGCUCCAUGUACGUCUGACAGGAAAACUCACCACCUCAGCAGCUGAACUAUAAACCUGAAUAGCCAUGACAACUCACUUUUCCUAAUUAUUGGUGGGAAAAGUCCUGAACUCACUAUUUCUUCUCCUCACCUACCCAAACCCAAGAUAGCUUUGCACGUAGGCAGACAAGUGGGUAAGCUUCAUACGACUUUUAAACUUGCAUGGACUGCGCAUUAUUAUAACAUUAUUUGGUCUGGGUUGUGAGUCUGUUCAGACUGACUGUUUGCUUAUGGCUUUACAAAUGCGUCUGAACCCCUGUCUCUCAAAUUCUGGCCGAGUCAAACUGUAAUAAAACUAUAAUAUCUGAGAGAGGGUCCAGGUUCCACUGAAAAAAGCAAACACAGUCAUAGUUUUGUAAUCAGCAGUCUCAAAAGCUGGGUAACACAGCAUUGCUUGGCAGAGGAGUCUGCGAGGGGUGACGGGCUCUGCACAGACUCCUCACUUCUUACAGUUAGCACGCUUUCCCACACACAGUGGGACUCGCUCUCGGUGGGCUGAGAGGGAGGACCUAACGGCCGAUGCCAGGAUGUCGGUGCUUCCAGUAACAUUUUUCAACAAUCAUGAGAAUAAAAUUUUCAGAGAUCCUUCAAAACAAUGUGUUGUAAAUGAUGUGUCACCUGCAGUGCAGAUUUGAGGGGACUUUGUCAGUUUCAGGUAGGAAUGGGAAGCAGUACCACACAAACCCAAGUCACAGAAAGGAGAAAUUCAGCUUCACAUCCAGGCUCCUUUGCAUGGUGUCCUUUUGGGAUUUGGCAAGAAAGGGAAGAAAAAAAAUAGAACAGCUGGCCUUUCAAAUCCAGCUGUGGUGAAGGAACUUCCUCACCUUCCUCCUCGCAGCCAGCUCACUCGCCUCCUCUUUACGUCCAUGGCCCGUCACCCCAACUUUGUGUGGCAAAGGGCAUAUGUAAUCCCUUUUCUGUACUGUUCCUUUAUAAGGCUUAUCCUUUCAUCUUCUUGAAUUUUUUCCCCUCUGAUAACAAGAUCCUCCUAGCUGUCCCUCUGCCUCUAUCGUCUCCUGUUUUUUACUUGAAAGAAUAACAUUUUUUAUAAGCCUGAUACUUUAUUUACUUCUGCCAUUUCCUUCUGGACUCAUUACGCAUAUAUAAAGUGAAUAGGACAGAAUACCCUGUACUUCCCUUGACACACAGACACACUUUUUAAAAAAAACUAGUAAGCCUCUAGUUAAUUCCAAUCCAUAAAAAUUAUCUUUCCUUCUCUUGGUCCUCAACCAUACUGUUAGGGCAAAGAAGGGAUGUCUCCCAUGAACUGAUCUGGGCUUAAGUAGGCAAAGUAAGAAGUCAGUUUCAUUGAAGCCCAGACUGAGCUGGGUCAGAAACUGCACGCUAGGAGCAGCAACGGUGGUGGAGAGACAGGUUUGAGAGGGACCGGGCCAAGGUUUUUAUUUUUGCUUUCGUGUUUUUAAUGAUUCUAGUGUGAUGCCAGCUGUGGAGCAGCCAAAUAUUAGAUGGCAUGCCGAGUCUAACCGUGGGCUGAAUUUGCUCGUACGCUCGCACCAGACAGAACUUGAAUGCUUUUGUUGUAUGCCGUUUCCACCGCCGCUCAUGUGACCAUUUUUGUGCUUUGUACAUUCUAAAAAUGCAUCACUUAAAAUCAUUUUUAACGUAUCACUAAAACCUUUUUAAAGUGAGCCUAACUGUGAAAGGCAUCCAGCUGACUUUGAUUCCAAGAUUAUUGAUUCAUUUUUUUUCCAUGAAGUUUUUUCACAGUAAAAUAAGUCAGAUGGAGAGUCAGGGAAUAAAAAGUCAAAAGAAAGAUGUAGACUAGAGAGCUUUUUAUUUUAAUGCGUUGCUUCUGAACUUUUUUCUCCCCCUGCUCCCGUCCCUGUUUAGUUUGUUAUUGCUGUCCUUCUUUCCUUUCUGUAUCUGUGCCUUUUUUCACAGUAGUCCUUGGCUCUGCACGGAAUAAAUGAUACCCUCAAAUCUAAUUGGAUGUGCUUUCGCCUUUGCAUGUAAGUACGGUAGUAAGAAACCUUUGAGAUUUUUCUGACUUUAAAAUAAGAGAAACAUAUGGGAUAGGUGGAUUUCUUUUUUCUUUUUGGAAUGGGGUAGGGAGGUAAUGGUUUGAGUAUCUUUUGGUUUAAAAAGAAAAACUAAAUAUAUUUAAAGUGGCCACAUUGAUACAUUUAUAUCCUUUCCACAAGAAACACAUCAAUUCAGCAUUCCCUUGAUAUCAGUAUGGGAGUCAGAAAUCACUGGUCCCAGUCUGUGUCAUACACACAGUAUCGUGAGUGUCACUGGAUACUACAGAGGGUCUUUGGUUCUGACUAUGCAAAUAAAGCUGGAAUGAGGAAUGGAGAAAAUGGGGAAGAAAAGAUGUUUAUGCUAGGCCGCCCCUGUGACCGCUUCAUUUUUCGUGAUCUUGCUUCAGUGGCCUUGUCCUUGUGCUGACUGCCAGCAGUGAUCACCUCUUCUUUAAAAGCCAGACAGCUCUAAAAAUCUUUUGUUCAACCAUAGUGGCCCACUUUUUGCUUCUCCUGGACUUAAAAUACGUGUAAUAGGUGUACGUGCAGAAGGGUAUGAUGGAGAGACAUUUAUGAGAAUUUAUUGGAAGUUCAGAAGUUACGUUUUCUAGCUUGGGCUCUUUAUUAGUGGGGUCAUGGUUUUGUCCAGAAAGGGCAUCUUAGCCAGGGGGACAUUUAACAUAAAGCUGGGCACAGGUCACUUAUCUUCCUUCUCUGCUUUGUAAUCUCACCAGCAAUAAAAAUAACUUAUUCUUCAUAUCUUGUGCACCUCAAACAAAUCGACUUGGUUUCCUCACUUGCUUGACAUAUCCGUAAGUGUUUCACAUACAAACCGUUCAGUCAGGUUUCCGGCUGUCACCAACCCAUGCCAUACUGUCUCCGUGUGGUCCGACCAGAACAUCCAUUCAGACCCCUUCACUCUUCCAUUUGCAAGUGUUUGAAAUUGUCAAGUCUUGGUUCCAUUGACAGAAUACAUAUGUGAUGACUCUUUAGUAGAAAUGACCUACAAAGUCUAGAUUGUAUGUAGGUAUGAAGGCAAUUUUUUUUAAUAAAUUGAAAAUUAAGCUGUGAACAGCAUUAGAACUUUGUCUAUUUCUUAAUUUUAAAAUAUGCUGAUAUGCCUUAAACUGUAGCUGUAGAUCACUGUCAUUUUGCUGUUUGAAAAUAACCAAUGUGUUUCUAAAACUGUUGUGUAAUCUACUUUGUGUUAAUGCAAAAUUGUCAUAUAUGUAAGCUGCAUGUUAGACUUGUCUUUUCUUAAAAAACUAAAAUAAUUGUACUGAUGUGAA